GGCGGUCCUCUGCCACCGAGUUCUAUAAAAGGAAGUAAAAUCAAAUGCUUGUCGCCAUAGCCACGAUGUCAUCACAAUAUGAGGAACGGAUACUUGUGGGUGUGGCCGUCACCUGCUCUCUAUUCGCAAUUAUCGCCUGCUUGAUUACUUUUCCUGAUCUAGUAAACGAAAUGAACGAUGUUCAUGCCAUGGUAAACAGUGCAGUGCAAUCAUUUCGGGUCGAUACCGAUGUGGCAUGGAACAGGGUGAUGGAAGUAAAGUUUGCCGUAGCUCCACGAGUACAAACCGCAUCUGAAGCGCUGAAGUCGAUAUUUCGAGUGAAAAGGCGUAGCGCAAUCUACGCUGGAUUACCAGACUUUUGCAUAUGUGAACCGAUAGAGCCCAAAUGCCCACCUGGACCACCUGGGCCAGCUGGGCCGCCUGGUGAGAAAGGCGAACCUGGACCACAAGGACCGCCCGGAAAAGAUUAUGAACCACCACCCGAAUGCCCUACUCCAGAACCCCAAAAGGAGUGCAUCAAAUGCCCUCCAGGGCCUCCAGGGCCGCCUGGACCAGAUGGACCACCUGGAUGCAAAGGUCCAGCUGGAAUGCCCGGAAGAGACGGUGAACAAGGCAAGCCAGGACCUGAGGGACCUCCAGGCCCAAGUGGCGACAUAGGCGAGAUUGGUGAGCGUGGACCUGAUGGACCACCUGGCCCGCCGGGUAAAUCAGCCUUAAAGAGAACUAAGGGUAAGCCAGGACCUCCUGGACCAGCUGGCUGUGCGGGACCAGCGGGAAAGCCAGGACCGGAUGGAAAACCGGGCCCUCCGGGAGAAACCGGGCCACCAGGUGAAAUGGGUAAACCAGGUCGCCAAGGUCCCCCUGGACCUGAUGGCAAAGAUGGCAAGCGCGGUGAACAGGGACCUCCAGGACCCGAUGGACAUUAUUGUCCCUGUCCACCACGUACCAUUCCUCUGUUCAUUGCUCCUCCAUCUACUCCCGAGACUACCACACCUGCUGCACCUGGAACUAGUCCUUCCGCUUCCGAAGCAAGUUCUCAUACUCCCGUGUAUGAAGUAACGUCCACAGCAUCCGAAAGCUUGUCCUCCACAGCAUCCGAAGGCUUGUCCUCCACAACAUCUGAAAAUUUGUCCUCCACAGCAUCCGAAAAUUUGUCCUCCACAGCAGCCGAACAUAUGUCCACCACAGCAUCCGAAGCGGUUUCCUCUACUGCACCUGAGACUACUUCUUACGGUGCACCGGGAAGCACUCCUCCUUCUGCUUAUUCCGAAACUACUGCUCUCAGCAAUGCAACCGAAUCGACACCACCUGCUAAUCCAUAUGAGUAA
Cylicocyclus nassatus is the source of this 1328-nucleotide messenger RNA. The record is from the annotation of a GenBank genome assembly. NCBI's taxonomy places the organism in Eukaryota, Metazoa, Nematoda, Chromadorea, Rhabditida, Strongylidae.